CAGAUCUUGAGGCAUGUCCCCCCCUAUCGUCAUUCGGAAUCGCUCGCCACCGCGAAACCCUCGCCAUGGCUCUCCUCUCUGCCCUUUCCUCCGCGCUUCCCUUCCUCCACCCCACCCGAACCCCAGCCUCAAACCUUCCUCCUUGCCGCUUCCACCUUCGACCCCGGCGCUCUCUCCACCGCCCCUCCUCCUCGCCAGUCCCGCCGCUCCUUCCCUCCCCCGUUGCCUUCUCCGCCUCUGCGCUCCCACUGGGGGAGCUCGUCGAGAGGGACUGGUCCUUCCUCGACGCCAAUGCUACCAAUAACGAGGAGCAGCGGGCCGAUAAGGCCCGCCGGAUCAUCUCGACCGCUGACAUCAGGGGGACCGGCUCCAGGGUUCUCGCCGCACUUCCGACCCUAAGUUUCGUCGACCGGGUGGUGGAGUCGGCCCCCUGCGAGCUCCUGGUGGCGAUCCAUGAGUCGCUUUUCGUGCUCGCCAUGAUCAAGGAGAGCCACGACCUGGUGCGGUGCUGGCAGGGCGGAGUCGACGCCGUGCCCGAGAGGUUCUCGCCCUUCGAUGCCGUGUUCAUCUGCUAUUUCCCUGGGAUGGGCGUUUCGAUUGAUCAGCUGUUGAUCUCGCUUGCUGGGAAGUCCUCUCCAGGUGCAAGGGUGGUUCUCAGCUUUGAUCAAGGGAGGGAGGUCAUAGAGCAAAACCAUAGGCAGCAAUAUCCUGAUAUGGUGACUAAUAACUUGCCUGAUAGAACAGAGCUAGAAAGGGCGGCGAUGGAACAUUCGUUUCAUAUAACAGAAUUUGUUGAUGAGCCCACCUUUUACCUUGCUGUCUUGAGAUUCCAUGACUAAGAAAACUCAGGUCAUUCUUUUUGAUGCCUUGGCAUGUCUCCCAUACUUUUAAGAAAUGGUCAUUGUUUUGUUCAUUAGUGGAAUCUGUCGUCUGGUUUUGAGUACAGCUUUAUUUGUAAAAUGCAUUGUGUACUUUUUUUUUU
This is a messenger RNA of Musa acuminata subsp. malaccensis (wild Malaysian banana), 982 nucleotides long. RefSeq lists its product as uncharacterized. The record is from RefSeq and is a predicted model, not a curated record. NCBI's taxonomy places the organism in Eukaryota, Viridiplantae, Streptophyta, Magnoliopsida, Zingiberales, Musaceae. Gene Ontology annotation, cellular component: chloroplast.